Molecule: messenger RNA, 561 nt
Organism: Triticum turgidum subsp. durum (durum wheat)
Lineage: Eukaryota; Viridiplantae; Streptophyta; Magnoliopsida; Poales; Poaceae
Source: the annotation of a GenBank genome assembly
AUGGCUACGGGCUGCUGGUUCUUAGCCUUCUUCUGGGUUUGGUGGUUGCCACUGAUGCUCGUGGCAGCAGCUGAGGAAGAACAAGUGGGAGGCUGCUUCGGCUCAGCGAAGAGAUGCGGCAACAUCACCAUCUCCCACCCAUUCUGGCUCGCUAACAUGGGGGCGGAAAGAUCGUGUGGCAACUCCGACUUCGAGGUCACUUGCUUCAACGGCACUACUCCAGCUCUCCGGAGUUCAGUACCCUCCGGUCCUGGCUUCGCGAUCAUCGACAUCUCCUAUGAGGAACGCACCAUACGCGUCAUCGACCUAGGCAAGUUGGAAUUGUUGCACACCUACAACAGCUGCCAAGUCCCAUUCUGGAACACCUCCAUCAAACUCGGCCGUCCGUUCAGGAUCGACCCAGUCAACCUAAACCUCAUCUUGUACUACUGCACAGAGGAGGCUGGAACAGCGGCCGCCCGUCAGGACCAGGCGCUGGUCGAGUUGAGAUGCAGCGACAAGAGAAACACAUUUGUUCGAGUCGGAGGGCGCUACAAUGGUUCAGAAAAGUACGAGGGGUAG